GUUACAGGAAGUAAGCUCAGUACAGGGUUACUUUAUUUAACUUCACUCUUUAACUGGAAACAGCGCGAGAUAUCAGAUUAUUUAUCUUAUUGCCCUGAUUUAUUAAUGCGCAGCCCGAGCUGAGCUGAAGCGGGAGAGUGCGGGAGAGUGCGGGGAGUGCGGGAGGGGAUAUGGAGCUAAUGGUUUGUGGAUGAUAAUCACAGGACGGUAAAGCAUGUGAUGUUGAUCAGCUGCGGGGCUGACUGACUGCGGGGCUGCUGGAAGCGGUUGCCGGUAGAGGGGCUCUGUGAAAGCGGCCGGACCCGGCGGAGGGGUUCCGUUUGCGGGUCUGUAUCGCGGGUUGUUCGGGGGGCAGUAAUGGUUCAGGUGUAUAACUGCCACCCCUUCGCCUCUCAGCACAUCGUGCCCGCGGAGCAGGAGCCCGGGCUGGUGUGCUGCGGCGGCGGCGCUCUGUUCGUCGUGUCCGCGGGAGGAUGUAAGAUCGAGGCGUAUCAGAUGCAGGAGGAUCAGUGUCCUCUAAUAUGCCGCUUCUCCACCAUGGGAACAGUCCAUAACAUCCUGCACAGUAAAGUCGGGGACUACCUGGUCACAAUUGAAGAGAAAAAUAAUGCCACCUACCUCAGGGCCUACACCAACUGGCGCUACCAGGCUGCUGAGAAGACUCGCGUCGGGGUCCGUCUGCUCGGACACUUCCUGCGCGGCUCCUCCUUUCGUGGGGCUCCAAAGGAGCAAAUGGAGAUCAUAGAGAUCCCGCUGUUUGAGCCCCCGUUGUGCAUGGCUUGCUGUCCACUGACGGGCGACCUGCUGGUGGGCUGUGCCAAGAGCCUGGUUGUGUUCAGUCUGAAGAGACAGGCUCUGACUGAGCAGCUGGCCAUGCUGGACUUUGAAAGGGUCCUGAUCCUGCAUCUCCGUGGCUGGAGCCCUUCAAAGGUGGCCUUCUGCGCUGGAUACAUCGCCAUGCAGACAGAGCUGGAGGUCCUGGUGGUGAAGCUGCAGCAGCUGGAGAAGACGUGUGCGACCCCAGACAGCAACCCCCUCCUGCCCGUGGAUAUCAUGGCUGCAGCAGGCCUGGCUGAAGAUGAUGUGAAAAAAGAGCCACUGACUCCUCAUGAGCCAGACGACUUCUUUGUGUUCCCGAAGCAUUUAGAGCUGCUGGGGGAAAACGCGAGAGACUGUGGAGUUCUGAUGUCUUUAGAGUGGACGGGAAUGGAGACAGAGGCUCGAAACAAGAUGGGAAUUACUUAUGUCUUAUACAGGAGGUUUGCUCCAGAUUUCUUCCAGGGCUGCAGUGUGGAGGAUACAUGUUUACACUCUUUGCAGCUUCAGCUGAUGAACACUGGUAAUCGAGAGGGUUUCAGUGAUGUCAGCGUGAGUGAGCCUUUCUGUAUGUUCUGUUUCUUCUCACUGCCCAAUGCUGGAUACAUGUACAGCCUGAAGAACACUGUGGAGCUCAUCUCCACCUACCAGUACCCUGAGAAAUCCCAUCAGGCUGUGCUCUGCGACCGCUUCCUCUAUGUCAUCACCAGGAACGCUCUGCAGUGCUUCUCUGUGAGGUGCAGUGCUGUGGCAGCUCGAGCAGAGGACCCCUACAUUGAUACCACUAUGAAAGCCUGUCCUCCCUUCACCAUGGAAGUGUGUGGUCUGCGUAUCCAGCUCUUCAUCGGCCUGAAGUCUCUGUGCCACGACGGAAACCACAUCGUCCUGCUCACAGCUGCUGACGUGGAGAGUAAAGAGGAGACGGAGCGAACAGCUCGGAAAUCAGUCGAAUCAAAAGAGCACAAAGCACUGACAGGGAUUUUCCUAGCGGUAGGUAUAGAGCCAUCCGCCAACCCGGCUCUGGAGAGCUUCCUGUCCAGGUCCUUCCUACCCAGGAAAACCUCCAUCACAUCAAAGCCCAAGGAACCCAAUGACAGUGGCCAUGGCUGGAACCUGUAUGUGAUCAAUACUGUGUCCACAUUACAGCUCUACAGAGAGAUGGUGGAGUACAGUAAACGAUACGAGCUGUCUCAGAGCUGCGUUCACCUGCUGAGUGAAGCUCACCUGCUCCUCAGAGCCGCCCUGCUGAGCCCGAGCCGCAGCGAGGCUGCAGACAGAGUCCAGCUCCAGGAAGCCUUCCAGGAGAACUGUGCCCAGCUGGGUGACUGCUUCAGCAGGCUGGAUAAGCGAGACUUUCACCUGGCACUCCCAUACUAUAAGAUGUCUGGCCUAACAGUGACGGAGGUGAUCCACAGAAACGUGGCCAUGUUUAACAGCGCUGGAGGAGAAUACAGGAAGGGUUUCCUCUUCUUCCUCAAACACUCGCUUUAUGAGGAAACCAUGGAGGAGCUCAAUGAGGAAACGGCGAACACGGUGCUGGAUAUCUUCACUAGGGCGGAGCCGGGGCAGCUCCCUCAUGUGGUGAGCAGCUCGUUCAUGAUGAAGGCCAGUCCUGCCGGUGUUCUGGCUCACCUAGAGCAGCUGGAGGCCUGCGGCGCCCCGUCCGUCACCCUGACCCUGUGCAAGGCCGCCCAGGCCCUGCGCUUAGAGGACCUGCAGCUGUAUGAACAGCAGAUGGAUCGCCAUGCUGAGAUGCUGCAGGUGUACGGCUUCAUAGAGGAGCCGAAGCUGCUGGUGCAUGGCAGAGGGAAGGCAGUGGUGCCCACACAGCUGGCACAGCACCUGCACGACACCCAGGACGGCCUGCUGGUGGCUGCAGUGGUAGCACUGCAUGAGAACAGCAAGGUGAAGCUGGAAGAAGCUGACCUAUUCUUUCAGGGGUUGUGUAAGGACAGUGUGGACAGUCAGAGCACUCCUCAGCUUCUGGUGGAUUUCUGGGAGGCUCUGCUGGUGGCCUCGUCUCAGGAAGCGAUCAUCCACGAACUCCUGUUCCGCCUCACCUCCGUCUACAUCGACCGCAUCACCCGCAGAGACUCCUCCGGAAUCAGAGCUCUCAAAACUGCAGACGAUCUGAUUAACUCCUGCUCUCACUACGGACCGCUGUUCCCGUGGGUGAGCAUCCUGACUCCCACCCACUUCAACAUCACCCACGAUCACCAGGAGGACCUUCAGAAACUACAGUCUCUACUCUGUGGCCCGACGCUGGACGUGUCCUCCAUCCUGCCUCUGCUGGAGCAGCUGCCGGACACAGAUAACGCUGGCCUGAGCGUUCACGUUCUCUGUGCCACCAAGCUGGGCAAACAUGAGAGCUCCAUAGAGCGACUGUUGGACUGCUGUCCGCAGGCCAUCAUACCUUACGCCAACCAUGAGCUGCAAAAUGACAAACUGGUUCUUUGGUGGCAGAAGCUGUUUCCUGAGCUGUGUGAGAGGACUCGAGUUUCUUCAGGAGAGAACAUGAUUCUUCUCGCUGCUCUUAAAGAGACUCUGGUGGUGGUGGCAAUGGAACUAAACCCUUUAGAGUUUUUGGACUUGCUGCCGGACGAUGGGACUGCACACUUCUUCCUGCCUCAUCUUCUGGAAUGCAGUCAUAAAAAUUUGCGUACUUGAGAUUCUGCCAUUGUUCCCGUAUUGCUAGACAAUCAGUCAGUAACAUAAAGUACCAAAAAAGAAGAGUAUCAUAACACUAAAGGCCAGGGUGUAUUUACUGAUACAUGUGGUUUAAAUGGAAAUGAAAAUAGAAAUCAUUAGGUACUAACCAGUGCACAAUCUUUGUCUUCACUGUCCACCUUAUUCUACACAACGACAAGGAGGAGGACAUCCAUUAAAAUAUAUUAUAACCACAGUGAUGAUAAAUAUACUAAUUGAGUAAUAUAGUAUACCAAACUGUAUUUUUUGCACUAUAAGGUGCACUUAAAAUCCUUAAUUUUGUCAAAAAUCAUCAGUGCACAUUAUAAUCUGCUGCUCCUUAUGUAUGAAUGUUAUCAGUCAGGUAUUAAGGAGCAGUAAAGCCUCUCUGCUCAAGUACAGAGUUAUACAGUAGCUUCAGUUUAGUUACUCCAGCACCGAGGCUGGAGCAGUAUUAGCAUUAGCCACUAACUGCACUAAGCGCUAGAUCUUUCACCAUUCAGAGGUGAGUAUAUUUUAGACUGUAGGCUGUGUGUUUACUGUAUUAAAAUAAGCUACAUGGAACGAACCGCUAGCUAAUAUCACCCUGUCUUACCGGAACACUCAGGGUUCCUCAGUGUAGUGCAGUCAGGUGGCAUUACAAAUACAAAUACAAAUGCUGCAGUUUUACUGGAAAUCUGGAAAUGUAAGCUUACUAUAAAUAAGUGCUUUACUUACCCAAAUAAACAGUUUUUAACAGAGAAAUCUGUUUAGAUUAACAUCCAGCUCUUGUUUGACUUAAAAAGGAGUUUUUUUUUCUUAAGAAUGACAGUUUUGUUUAUUUAAUUUAGCCUUGAAGUUCUCGCCACCCAGUGUUCUUAUGUAAGAAAAUAGACCAGAAAAUAGAAUUUCUUUAAUGGUGCGCAAUGUUAACAAACAUUGCUGAGUGUUGAGAAGCCCCAUUUAUCUCACUUUCACUGCUUUCCAAAGAGGGUGAGCUGUAUGGAGCUAAAUUAGUGCCAAAACUACGCAAAUAAAGAAACGUAUUUUAUAAAUAUGAAACUACUUGCAAACAAACACAAAUACAAAAUGUAAUUAUCUAGCACACAGGGUGUGUUUUACAAACACAAAAACUGAUGGUUGUAAAUAUAUACGUGAACUUCAAAUAAAUACACAGCUGUUUUCACACUGUUUGGCACACUUUUAGCAGAGUCGCAAACUCUGAAAUACUUUGUAUUAUGCUUUAUCUAUCUAUCUAUCUAUCUAUCUAUCUAUCUAUCUAUCUAUCUAUCUAUCUAUCUAUCUAUCUAUCUAUCUAUCUAUCUAUCUAUCUAUCUAUCUAUCUAUCUAUCUAUCUAUCUAUCUAUCUAUCUAUCUUGUGGUGUGAGGAGGCGGGGGAGUUGUGGGUCCGCCCCACGCAGGAGCGCUCAGCCCUGUCUGUCCCAGCUGGUCUGCAUCAGGACUGAUUAAACAGCCAGCUGGGACAGGCAUAUAAACUCAGCCUCAGCCCUCACUGGAGGAGGACUUUUGACUGGGGAGCUGAGAGCUGAGGCCGCACGGACCUUUAAAAGUAAGACUAAGUGAACUCUAGAGAACUCUAGAACCAAAUAAAGGUACGUUUGAGUUCAUUUACUCCCCGUGUCUGUGUUCUCUGUGUGCUUCCUCCUUCCUCCUUCCUGUAAUGUGUAACAGCUUCCUAUAUCAUAAUUACAUCUCUGCUGUUUGUAACAAACCUUACCGUGUGUAAAUCGGGUAUAAAACGGUAGAGUUGUGAUUAUAAUAGAUGUUUUAAACACUUUAAUCAGUGUAAAUUAAUGCACUGGGGAGCGCUGGACAGGAGAGCUUGCUUUGCUGUGCAGCCACCUCACCUAAAGUGUCCCACAGCGCCACCUGCUGUUCUGGGGCGAUGCAUUUGUACGAGGGUUGGGAGUAUUUGUUAGAAAAUCUCAACACGAGUUUGCAACUCUGCUAAAAGUGUGCCAAAAGUCACGAGAUUUAUAAAUGGGCUGUGCGUGUUCGUGAAUCAUGAAACGGUAAUGUUUGAAAUUCAUGUUUAACUUGUUAUUUAUUGCUUUUUGCAUUUGUAAAACGUGUUUAUUAGUUUGUUAAGAGCAAUGCAUUAGAAAGUUUACGUAUAUAUUUACAACCAUCAGGUUUUGUGUUAGAUAGUGGAGUUUUGUAUUUGUAAAACGUGUUGUGUUUGUUUGCAAGUAGUAUCAUAUUUACAGAAUACGUUUUCUUUAUUUGUGUAGUUUUGGCACUAGUUUAGUUCCAUAGAGCUGCGUCUGUGGCUAAAUCCACCCAUUCCUUACUAGAACAUCCUAAACCCAGAGAAAUGUCUUGAUUCUGAAGCUCCAGUGAAGCUUGUAAGUUUUCCCCACUUUGCACAACCCAGCUCUUAUGAUAACAUGUUUUUCAGUAGCUCUACAGCACCUGAUGUGUCUUCUUCACCAAAGCCUUAUAAACGAUUUCCCCUUUACCGAAUGGUAAGAUCUGAUGUAUAGACAUUUGGGUGGAUGUUCUAAAUGAAAGGAGAACUCCGGUGUGAAAUUGGGUGCAGUAAAACAUGAUAGAGUACUAAGCUUUAUUAAAUAGCCCAACCCUGUUCUCCUGCAGCUUUCUGAGAGCAAUUUUAUUCAGUUUGUCCAAACACCUUUUAGACUGGGUGAUAUGGGGCAUAUUCUUGCCCCUGCAGAUACAUUGCUUUUUACACAGUUUUUACAAUUUUACACUUUACAACUUUACAAGUUCACAGCACUCUCUGAUCUUUGUGUGUUGUUAGUGGAGGUGGAAAAAGUACUGAAAAUUUUUAAUUAAGUAAAAUUACCUUUACUUUGCUAAAAUUCUACUCAAGUAAAAACCCAUCUAAAAAUUUACUUGAGUAAAAGUAAAAAAGUACUCAAUUUAAAAUUGAGUUGUUUGCAGUUAAAUUCAAUUCAAUAAAAGUACUCAUAGACAAGUGUCACAAAACUACAGUGUCUUGAAUACGUAUUUAUACUCAUUAAACCAAAUUUUAGUUGUUAUAGAAACAGGGGUCUGAAUAUAAAUGCAUGCCACACUUUCCAAAUGUGUAUUUAUUGAAUUUUUUUAAAACUAUGUUUUAUUUAAUUACUUCAUAAUUAUUUGCUACUUCGUGUUUGUCCAUCACAUAAAAUAAGUUUGUGGGUAUAAAGAAAAAAUGUAGAAAGGGUUUGGAGGCUUUUUUAAAAACACUGUAUACCAGUGGCGUGCAGUUAAUAUAGUGGGUACCCCUUCUGCAUUGUCCAUUAUUACAGACGAUAUAAGCUCUUAACCAAUUAACUGCUUCUAAAAAUUAACCCUCACUUCUUUUUAAAGAGCUUAAUUGUAAAAAUAAACUGAUGUUCUAAAACUUUUGACUGGUAGUGUUUGUAUAUGAAACUGUUCUAGUUUACUAUCUCUCCCCUUUAAUUUCCUUUUUAUUGUUUAUAAUUUAAUUUUUUUUUUAAUUUUACAGAAUGAUGUGUUAUGGUAUAAUGUGGAUCAGGUUUAUUAUAGUUUAAAGCACUUGGGCGGUGAUAAAGCACGGUGGCUUUAGUGGUUAGCACGUUCGGCUCCCAGCACUGGGGUCUUGGGUUCAAGUCUUUAUCUGGGUGGAGUUUUCAUGUUCUCCCCGGGUCUGCGUGGGUUUCCUCCCACAGUCCAAAAACAUGGAGAUCAGGUAAAUUGGUAAAAUUUUUAAUUCUCUAAAUUGAUCUGGUAAAUUAAAUACUCUAAAUUGAUCCGGUGUGUUUGUAAAUGUAUGCAUGACUGUGCCCAGAUAUGUAUUGGCACUGGUUCUGGGUAAAUGCUGUAGUUAAUGAUGCAGUCCUCCAGGUGGACGGUUGUUUCUGGUUGAGAGUACGCUGUGCGCUAUUGGCUGCUGUUUCUCACCGGUGUGUGGAUGAGUGUUGAUGUGUAAUGUGCUUGUGUGUAAACACGUGUAAAAUGUAAAGCAUCCUUGGGUUUCUAGAAAGGCGCUAUAUAAGUUGAACUUCAUUCAUUCAUUCAUUCAUUCAUUCAUUAUCUGCAUUGUAAAUUUUAAAUUGUGUAAAAAAGAGCAUGCUAUCAAUAAAUGCAAAUGUUGUCCUUUCA
Messenger RNA from Astyanax mexicanus (Mexican tetra), 7572 nucleotides. It is a transcript of the gene hps3, whose product is annotated as HPS3 biogenesis of lysosomal organelles complex 2 subunit 1. The record is from RefSeq and is a predicted model, not a curated record. The transcript has 18 exons. Gene Ontology annotation, cellular component: cytoplasm. Gene Ontology annotation, biological process: organelle organization. Bases 358 to 3483 code for a protein of 1041 amino acids. Lineage: Eukaryota; Metazoa; Chordata; Actinopteri; Characiformes; Acestrorhamphidae.